Molecule: messenger RNA, 3291 nt
Organism: Manis javanica (Malayan pangolin)
Lineage: Eukaryota; Metazoa; Chordata; Mammalia; Pholidota; Manidae
Source: RefSeq, a predicted model, not a curated record
GCCAACUACCCUCUGGGUUUAGGAAUGAACAAAAUCUCAAUGCUUGUGGUAGAUGAGUCUCCAGCACAGGGUGAUACCCUGAUCACAUACAAACUCACUAUCUAUAGAGAAGACCGUCCGAGUCUGCCUUUGUUUGAGGACUUCACAGCAUGUGGUUUUGUGCAGAGGAGAAAAGAAAUUCUCUACCCACCUUCUGAAACCCACAAAGAGGCCAAAAUCAAGGUUGCAACUUCCUCAUCAGCUGCCAUCAAGGCUGCCUUCCCACCAUUCUCUGGAAUUCACUGGGCCAGGGUUGUUCUGUAUGCUCGUGAAAUACAGGACUGUGGCUUGCUGAUUCACCCGGAAGAGGCCUGCGGGUUACAGCCUAUUUCCUUCGACUACAUUGAAGCCAUUUCACAGCCUGAACUGAAGAUCUGUCCAUCUGGGGACACAAAAGGCCAAUGGAUCGUACCUUGCCUUAGCUGUUCAGACAACAGGACCUGUGACUGGAGAGAAAUAACUUGGCAGCCCCACAAAUGCCAAUAUGGUGUCCUAACUAAGCCUCAGCUCCAGCAGUGCCUAAGAGGAAGGAAGAAAGGCCUUGGGAUAAACGAAUGGUCUUCCCAGAGCUGUAUCUACCAGAUUCAAAAUAUGCUCUCAAGCUAUUUGCAAUUCAGAAGAACUCGGUUUUUGCAGUUGAUGAUUCUUUUCAUUGGAGAUUCAACCAACAGAGGCAUAAUGUACUAUCUGAUUGAAAGACUGAAUGACACCUUGCAGGAAUGGCAGAAGGCGCAUGGCACAAAAGUCUAUCACAACAUCAAUGGGGGAAAGACUUUGAUCAGUUAUUCCUACUAUCCCCAGUUCUGGAUAAGCCCUUCGUUAAGACCAACAUUUGAACAAGCACUUGAACAUCUCUUGCAAAGGCAACAUGUGUCUCUCUUUCUGGAUGCCAGAUCACGUCCCCUGGAGAAUACGGGCCAGACUAUAUUGGUCGUUGGUGGUGUUCAGUGGCUUAAUUCCAAUCACCUGGAAAUUAUUCACAAGGUUUUGAAGAGGGAAAAUUUGCUCAAUAUCCUUGUGAUCAUUAAAACUUUGGGAAUUGGAUUUCAUCUGCCAGUGAAUGGAGUGCAUUUCUUAACACAGAGUGAAGUUCAGAACUUGUGGAAAGAAAAUUUGGUUAUUCUGGAUGCUGCAAAAAUAUAUGGCUAUGAAGUGGUUGACACCUUCACCAUAACAAUGGGGAGAUACAAAGAGUUUUUGCAGGGGACCUGUGGAUGUCAUUUCCAUGAGGUAGUGAAAUCAAAGUCAUCCAAAGAAUAUCAUUUUAUUAAAAUGAAACAAUCAAGAAAUCAUAUUGUGGGAAAAUAUUUCAGCAAGCAAAGCAAUCUACAACAGCGAGAAAGCUCUGUGACAAGUGCUCAGUCACCAUAUCACGUCAGAGGUCCAGUUAAUCAGGUUUACUCUGAAAUCCUUCUCAGCAGACUGUGUGCAGGUACAAGGACUGUGUAGACUCGCUGCAGGAGGACUGAGUUUGGGAGUGGAGACAAGGCACCACCAGGACGACAUCUAAGAACCAAAUCCUGUACCUCACAUGUCUUUUGGACCCACAACCCCACUCCCACACCCCAGCACAUGUGUGUACCCCAGGGCCCACACAGCUAAAAAAAAAAUAGUGACAAUAACACCUUUUUCUACAGCUUUAUGAAGUCAAGUGUACACCUGAAAAUCAGUUGGUUUCAAAGGGUAAGAGAGAGGUAGAAAAAUGUUACUUGAAGGGUAAUCAUAAACUAGAACCACUGUAGGCUAUUGACCAUUGUGUUAAUGAAGAGAAAUACAGACACUUGAAUGACAUGGAAAAAGGAUACUGCUCUUGAGUAUCGUGUUACCUUCUCUAUCAGUACAUUAAUACUAAAAAGGGAAAAAAGCAAUUACAUUCCAUGUGCAAGUAGGAAUUGAGCUUGUGUCCUUUACCAGGAGAAAAUGUGGUGUUUAUGAUGGCUUAAGCUUUUGUGACUCUAGUGCUUAGGAAAAACAUCUCUUCCUAUUAUUUUUAAAUUUUAUAAUUGAAAGGAAAAGAAUAGGAAUGCUCCAUGAGGGAAUUCGAAGAGAUCCUACAAGAGAGAUAGGAAGUGUAAUAUAUUACAUUUAAAACACCGAUGUAGUUAACUUUGCACUCUGUACUUUUCAUAAACAUUCCCUCCUAUCCUGCCUGUGAAUUUGGAUGGGUGACUGCAGUCUAAGUUGAUCACAUACAUAAUUUUAAAGUGACAAACAAAAUACAGUUCCUCGUGUAUUACUUUAUUAUGUUUCACUGAUGAUAUUACUUAAGAAAGCUUUUGUUUGCCAUUAAAGCCCUAUGCAAUUUAAGAUUACAAUUACAUUUUAUAUAAACAUUUUGCAAAGGAUUAGGCAUUCUCUCAAGUGCAUAGGUAUUUAUUUCCAUAGAGCGUUAUACAUGUCCACAAAUACAACUAUGUUACUAGUAAUGGUAUUUUCAUUUUCCUGGGCAACUGUAUCUAAUCCAAAUUUAAAACAGGCAUAAAACUAUUUUUUAUUAAAACUGUGGCAUACAUAUAAAACAUAUCAAAUUCUAGCAUUGAGAACUUUCUCUUCUAUAUUUCCAUUUCAAAAUAGUAAAUACAUUUUACAAAGGUUUUGUUGUGAGAUAACAUCACACAGUUACCGGGUUUUUAAAGGCUUAUCCUUCUUUUCAUAAAAAUAAUGCUGAGAGGGUAAAUUCAAUACAUGGCUGAAAAUACCAAAUGUACAAAUACCUCAAUUUCAUUACCAUACAAAAAACAAAACAUUUCUAUUGAUCAGUUCGUUAGUAUGAAUAUCCAACUCCUUAAAAGUCUAUUUUUAUAUAUAUUUUUAUAUGUAAGUAAACAUGAAUUUAUAUUUAACUGUCUAAAAUUAUAUUUAAGUACAAAUAUCACUUGAUAUAAACAAUACAUAUCUGGAUCUGUGAGAUAGAUUUUCAAAAAGAAUGUGAUAAAAUAAGCUUUUGAUGUGAAAGAUUUUUCUAAUAUCUGCAGCUCUAUGCAAGCAUCAGUUUCAGGCUUUCAAAGAUUGUCUUUUAAUGAUAUAAAAUGUUGCCAAUUCAUGCAGCUUCUACAUCAAGUUUUAAUGUAUUUACAUAUACUAUAACAGGAUUAUAGUUGGUGGAAGUUUUUUGGAAUUUACUCGCAAGCCAACUGUAAUAACUGUCUGACUGAGGUUAAUCUGGCAAUUAACCUCUUCAUCAUUGAAAUAAUAAUGAUUUUAGAAACAAUUGUAAUAAUACUAUUAAUAAAUAAAUGUCUUCUAGUAAUA